This is a messenger RNA of Cimex lectularius (bed bug), 4395 nucleotides long. Its product is annotated as kinesin-like protein CG14535. Gene Ontology annotation, molecular function: microtubule binding; microtubule motor activity; ATP binding. The record is from RefSeq and is a predicted model, not a curated record. Bases 204 to 3581 code for a protein of 1125 amino acids. Gene Ontology annotation, biological process: microtubule-based movement. The transcript has 21 exons. NCBI's taxonomy places the organism in Eukaryota, Metazoa, Arthropoda, Insecta, Hemiptera, Cimicidae.
CCGGUCCUCCUCCCCUAGCGAGACCAAACAAACGCCUCUGCUUCACUUCCAGUCAUCUCUCCGGUUCCAGACAUGUGACUUCUCACACUUACUUUUUUAUCCCGAUUCGCGUCUUUAAUGCCUACCGAUCCAAUUCUGCUUAUGCGGUUUUACCAGAUCAAAGUCCGACAAAUCUCCGACAACAGGACGAGAUAAGCCAGGUUAUGGAUUACUCCUCGAAAGGUCUGACCUACCAGAAACCGUCAUUAUUGCCGGUACCUUCGUCGAAAGUGCCUACGACGAGGUUGACAUACACCAGGGUUCCUACGCCAAGGCCGCCAUUGCCAGUCAAGCCUAAGUCAACGGGGCAGAACUUUAGCAGAUGCUCCUCGAGUACGGAGAAGAACAACAAUCAAAUAAAGGUCUUGGCACCAUCCCGGGAUUUCAACAUCGAACAAGAACGGCACACAAAAGAACAUGCAAAAGAAAUUGCGGGCAGCAGAUCCAGUAGGUGCCGAGGUGAAGAACUUUUAUACAUGAGUACCAUGUAUUCAGUUCAAGCCUCUCUCCAGUCGUCCAGUCUUGUCAGGGGCAGGCCAAUAUCCAGAGAAGCCCAGGCUUCGGCGGCCGCCGUGUUUUUCGCCAGGGCCACGGCCAAGUUGAGUCUGGGAAGUUCGCCACAUCGAAAGAAACGACUCACAGGGGAUGGCGACGGCUUCAGUCAGGCUCUAUCCAAAUAUCCGCCCCCUAUACCUCCUCCUCUGCUCAGACGUCUCGGAUCCAAGGAAAUUUCCGGCCUCGGCAAGGUCAAGGUGAUACUGAAAGUGGCCGGGUGUGCAAGCGACGCGGAUACCUCCUUGCUUCACGUGGACAGCAGAAAGCGUCAAGUGACGCUUUUCGACCCUGCUACUUGCGGGGCUGCAUCUCUCGCCCCUGAAGAAAGGCGGCUGGGAGUUGCAGCCCCGAAGAUGUUCGCUUUUGAUGCAAUCUUCACGGAGCAAGACCCGAAGGGGGAGCUCUGCGCCACUGGAUUAACGGAUGUCAUCCACGCGGUCAUCAAUGGCACUGAUGGCUGUCUCUUCUCCUUCGGACAUUCCAAACUUGGAAAAUCCAACACCAUGAUUGGUCAGCCAAAAGCGGACCAGUUGGGAGUGAUUCCGUGUGCCAUAUCCUGGCUUUUUAAAUGUAUCGCAGAACAAAAACAGAAAACUGGUGCGAGGUUCUCGGUCCGAGUGUCUGCAGUAGAAGUGGCAGGACCAUCGUAUAUGCUUAAAGAUCUCUUGAGCCAACACGCAUCAGAAUGUGAACAGUCACCCGGGAUCUACUUAUGUGAGGGAGCUCUUCAGAACUACUGCGAGUUAAGGGCGCCAACCCCAGAAAAGGCGGGUUUCUUUUUCGACAAUGCCCUUACUGUAAGAUCAUCAGAACAAUCUCAUUUAUUCUAUACACUGCACGUCUAUCAGUACAGCGUAGCCGGCAAAGGUGGAGUCGCAGGAGGCAGGAGCAGGCUGCAUCUAAUAGACCUUGGAGGAUGUGAAAGAAGCAAAGGCACUGGUCUACCUCUUUCUGGUAUUGGUAAUGUUCUUCUAGCGAUUUUCAAUGGUCAAAAGCACAUACCUCAUAGAGAACACAAAUUGAGCCAGCAGUUGAAAGAAUGUCUUGGCUCACUCACAUGCCACGCUGCCAUGAUUGCUCACGUCUCUCCAGAAGAAUCCUGUUACACGGACACCCUUACCACAGUUCAUCUCGCUUCCAGGAUUCACAGAAUGAGGCGGAAGAGAUUUAAGUUUCCUGCAAACGGCGGAGCCAUAGCUGGUGAAGAAGGGUGCAGGUUGACAGGGAGUAGUGACAUUGAUCCUUCCAGUAGCGAACAGUCCGCCGAUACGGUCAUUUACGUUGGACCAACAGAUGAAACCGAUGGAGAACAUCCGCCUGUCUAUUUACCUAGUCUUAAUUCUGGUGACAACCGCUGCGCUAUGAGCAAAGCACUUCGAGGAUCUUUAGUAGAUCAGAAAAUCAAAAGCGUCUCCAGAUCGGUCCCGGCUUCACCACAAAGAUCCGCACCAGAAGAAAAGCCAACACAGAGAAAGGCCACAAAACCCAACAGCACAAGGUCUUCCCCGGUGAGGCAGGCGAAAACCUCUAGAGAAGAGAAAUGGAUCGACGGUCCACGGAUCCUCAAGUCGAAGGUCACCGAAGGUCGCAACAUACACUUGGGCAGGGAGAAAAAAGAGACUUGGGUCGACGGGCCCAAACUUUCUAAUGGGCAUAAUUACGGUUUCAUGGACAGUCACAAGAAGAACAUGAUACGAAAGUGGGUCGAAAACCAGAGCAUGCAUGUCGGCAAGUCUAGGCACCACAAGGAACAGUUCCGAUCGACAGACGAGGCUAGAGGACGAGCCAGCGGACAAGAGGAUGAAGGAAGCUCCAACCAAACCACACAUUUACUACCUGUCAACAAAGUAGUCCCACUAGAAAAGCUGGAGUGUUCUGGUGUAGAUCAGGAGUACGAUGAAGACAUGGAAGUAGAAAUAAUAGAAGUGGAAGAACCAGCUGAGCCGGUUCCAAUGCAAGAUUGUUGCCUCCAGGUAACAGAAGAGGAUAUCGCUCUUUGUAUGGGAGAAGUUGAAAACCCUUUGCCAGAGGUGGACCAAGAGGAGCACCCAUUAAGAAUACUAAGUCAGGAGAAUUUGACCGUAGUGUCUACAUUUACUGAUUCACUAUCAAUUGUUAACGAUCUGGAAAGGCUGUUUCCUCGAAACUCAACACUGGUUGGAGGCGGCAACAUAUGGGAGAAGACGAAAGCUAACAACGCCGAUAUCCUUGCUAAAAAAAUGGCACAGUACGAGCAGUUGACUGCGCUCCAUGAUCUGUACAACGCCAAGAGGAUUGUCAACGAGAUGAAACCGGUUUCACGAUGCCAAUCACUCAUGUUUUCGGAGUUCAUCAGCGGAACAGCUAAUGACUUUGAUGUGAAUAGCAUAGCAAGUGAACCUGCUUACUUUCCGGGAGAGAGUAAGCUCUGUGACAAUUGUAAAGUAAAUCUGGAGGUGAAAGAAGAGGCCAAUAUGGCAUGGGCUAAGCAGGACACGAGAUUUCACAGUUUUCGCAAAAUGACAAGCAUUUCAUCACUGAGGCAUCCUGAUGGGGCUUCGAAUCCAAAUUUGAGGGACAUGUGCAACCGAGAACCUGGAAAUGGAGCAGAAAUGAAUAUGGGAAAGGAUGAGGAUGAUGACAUCUCUGUACCUCCUCCUCUAAACUCUAGCAUGUACACUAUUACAAGAGAAACUUUUGAUGGAGCAAAACUUAAAAAUGGAGGGUGUGAACUUACCAACAGCUUCGACCACACUAUAAAUAAAGCUCAGUAUUGUAAAGCUGAUGUCGAGAGGCUGGAGAAAGGAUGGAAUGACACUCAAAAAUGCAUAAGGCGUGAUAUCGGGCAGGAACAAAAGGUUUUGAAAGCCGAAAUUACUGCAACGAGACAUCGUAUAUUUUCUCCGCUAUACUCUUGUUUUAGUGGAAACGGGGGCUUGUUUGAAAAGCGAAAUCAAUUCCAGGCGACAUCAUCAAGCAAAACGCCCAACAAGUCGCAGGCAGUAUAAAAUAUAUACAACUGAUCCUCACACUUUGCAACCAAUUAACCCACAAUCUUCUAAUGUGUACACAUUAUUAAAAUAUGAAGUUGUUUUUGUGUAAUACAACAUUUUGAAUCUUCAUUACUUUAAAUCUCAGACCAACUUUUUUGUAAAUGAAAAAAAGUCAAUAUCUACAAAGUGGUUAUUCCCGAAUUAUUUAUAUAAUCAAUUAGUGUUGGAAUGUAGUAGGAAUGCUGAAUGUAAAAAUUAUAUUUUCUUCUAUAAACGUUCUUACCUCAAACACUGUGACUGCAUCAAACUAAAUGUCUUUCAACUGAAUCUUUGACUAUAAAGAAGUAAACAAUAAUUUCACUCUUUAGUACUUUUUAAUAAUUAGCUUAAAAAGAGGUUAAAUUAUCUAUCUUUCGGUCAUUCUUAAAGACAUAUUCUUAAAAGAAAACUAAGAAAUUUUCUCACACUCUUUGAUUUACAUACUUCGGUCAUUUGGAACAGAUGUGUUAAUUACUAUAACUAAUAUGUAAAUAAAUUAAUUAUAUGUGAUAUUUUAGUGUAAAAAUGUCAAGCUUCUAUUCUAGCUUUGAAAGUGGUUAUGUUGUAUUUGUAUGUUUAUAUUUGCGACCAAAAUUAUAAAUUAAAAGAAACCUGAAGAAAAUUAUACACAAAAACUGCAUAUGGUCUGAUCUAAAAUGAAAAUCAAUGGACAUAAAACAAUAAAAAAAUAUUAGUAAUGCAGGGAGCAAAACUCUCGUCAUGCAUGAAAAAGAUUAAGUAAUGUAAUGAUUAACGUUAAUUUGUAAUUAAAAUGUAAAUUUGUGUACUU